GGAAGCCGUGAUCUCCAGGGACCCAGCACCACUUGUGGAUAAGACACUUUACCGCUCAAUUGUCCUACCAGUGAUCUGUACAAGGAAGAAACAUUCAGUGCUGUCAUAUUUUAUCGAAGGAAAUAAGAGAUUCGGAAGAUGAAGAUUCUUUCACUUCUGCUGCUGUUUCUCAGCAAUGCCCGCAGCCUCUCCGAAACCCGGCCCAGCAUCAUUGUAAUCAUGGCUGAUGACCUUGGCAUUGGAGAUCUUGGAUGCUAUGGCAACAAAACACUAAGAACUCCUAAUAUUGACAGGCUAGCCAGAGGGGGAGCGAAAUUCACUCAACACAUAGCAGCUGCUCCUCUCUGCACCCCCAGCCGGGCUGCUUUCCUGACGGGCCGCUAUCCAAUCCGAUCAGGAAUGGUUUCUCAUUCGCCCAUUGGAGUCUUCAUAUUUUCGGCUUCUUCUGGCGGUCUUCCCUCUGAUGAACUAACAUUCGCCAAACUUUUGAAGAAGGAAGGUUAUGCCACAGCUCUGAUAGGGAAGUGGCAUCUUGGAAUGAACUGUGGCAGCACAGACGACUUCUGUCACCACCCUCUAAGCCAUGGCUUUGAUUACUUCUACGGGCUGACAGUGACCAAUCUGAGAGACUGCAAGCCCGGAGAAGGCACCGUGUUUGGGAUGGGCUUCAGGCUCCUGGUUUUCAUCCCGCUGCAGAUCAUCGCCGUAGCCUUGGUCACCUUGGAGAUUAUCCAUUUCAUCGGUCUUCUGCGGGUCCCCAAGAUUGUGUUCUUCGUCCUCAUUUUAUUGAUGGCCUGUAUACUUGGAGGCUUCCUUUUUUUCCUACAUCAUUUCCAAACCCUCAACUGCUUCCUGAUGAGGAACCACCGAGUUGUUCAGCAGCCCAUGUCCUACGAGAACCUCACUCAGCGGCUGACAGAGGAAGCGCUCCAGUUUAUAAAAAGGAAUACCGAGACACCAUUCCUCCUUUUUUUGUCCUACCUUCACGUCCACACAGCACUCUUUGCCUCAGAGGAAUUUGCAGGCAAGAGUAAACAUGGCUUGUACGGGGAUGCCGUGGAGGAAAUGGAUUGGAGUGUAGGGAAGAUCUUAGAUGUUCUAGAGGAGAAGAAAUUGGCAAAUAAGACACUCAUGUACUUUACAUCUGACCAGGGAGCACAUAUUGAAGAAGUGUCCAACAAGGGAGAAAUCCAAGGAGGAAGUAAUGGAAUUUAUAAAGGUGGAAAAGCUAACAACUGGGAAGGUGGCAUUCGAGUCCCAGGCCUUCUUCGCUGGCCAGGAGUGGUAGAGGCUGGAAUAGAAAUUGGCGAACCAACCAGUAACAUGGAUGUAUUCCCUACCAUUGUCAAACUGGCAGGGUCACCAUUACCUGAAGACAGGAUCAUUGAUGGACGUGACCUGAUGCCCUUGCUUGAAAGAAAAACUCUCCAAUCAGAGCACGAGUUUCUCUUCCAUUAUUGUAAUGCAUUUUUAAAUGCUGUGCGCUGGCAUCCAAGAAACAGUACUUCUAUAUGGAAAGUGUUUUUCUUCACACCCAAGUUCAACCCAAAAGGUUCAAAUGGCUGCUUUAAGACUCACGUGUGCUUCUGCCAUGGACAUUUCAUCAGUCACCACAACCCACCACUGCUCUUUGAUCUCUCCAAAGAUCCAAGGGAGAAGACUCCAUUAACACCAAAGACCGAACCUCAUUUUCAUGAGAUUCUUAAAGUCAUCCAAGAAGCAGUAGACAGCCACACAAAAACACUGCAAAAAGUUCCCAAUCAAUUGUCCUGGGGAAACAUUCUCUGGAAACCUUGGCUUCAAGUCUGUUGCUCCUCCUCUUACCUUUCCUGUCACUGUGAUCAGGAAUUCAAAGGCAAUGUCAGCUCCCUGAAGCAGCUUGGCCAGUAAAUAGAUAGACACUUCCUUCUGAAUAAUUUCCCUUUACCAAACAAUUCUAAGCUGCAUUUAAUUGUACUAAAUUAUCACAAUUCCCAAAAUAUGACAAUAAGGCAGAACUAUAAAGAAAGCAUGUUAGCCGAAUCAAAAUGGAGUUGAGCAUCUUUAUAACAUACAAACAUAAAUACCUUAUAGCUACAUAGUGGAAGGUACCUCACUGCAGACAUUGAAAUAAUUCUAGAAUAAUGAACACUGAUUAAUGGAUCGCAGUGUGAUAGCACCGUAUCCAAGUACAAAAAAAUGACCCUUAUCACAAGGAGCUAAAUAAGCGUGACCCUUGCAAGCGUGGAAUUAAGAAUCUAAAAUCAAGUUUAAAAGUGGUUCGUAGUUUGGAGAAUGGAAGAUCCGAUCCAUAAUGUUUAUAAGAGCCCACAGAAUUCCAACCCAAACCAGAGUGCUUGCCACUAUAGAUUCACUGUGAAGGAAACACAAUGACAUGGGGUUCAACAUUAACCUAAAAGUCAAUUCAAACUCUGUAUAGGGCUUUAACCCGGUGGCAGGAAUGUUCUAGAGUGUGUCCUUCUUGCUCACUCCAUCCAUGGAGUUUUGUUGUCUUAGUUCUAUCUCCAAAGCCCAGAAAUUUCCAUUCCCAAUAUUUCUUCUCUUUCCCUUUUCUCUGCCUCACCCAGCUUGAGAGCAUAGAUUUAUCUGCAACUGAAUUUCCUCCUAGAUUCUCUGUAGCCAAUUCCAGUGAGUUGCGGUACCACCUUUAUUUCUUUCUACCUUCAUUUGCCUCUUGUGAUACAGUGGAUCUACACACAGACCUCACUGAGCACUGAGAGAAAUGGAGGUGAUAAACGGACAGCCUGAGAUGGUUUGAAGAGCAGGGUAAGGCGGUGAAGAGAUCACCCAGAAAAGUCAUCAUUUCACUAGUUUCCUAUUGUUCUUCUGACUAAUCCCAAGAUGAGAGGAUAGCUGGCCACCUCCGUUUCCUCCUGUGAUGCAAGGAUAAUGUUUGCGAACCCUACCUCUGUAGGGGAUGAGGUGUUAACUUCUUUAUGCUUUCCAUUCAAAAACUAAUACUGAUUACUUCAAGAAAUGUCUUAAAUUAGAAGCUUAAGCCAUAGGUGCAAUGUUAUUACUUGACUUUUUUUUGCUAAUAUUAGGGAGAUCUUAGUGAUCCAAUAUCACAUUGAAUUAAAUAAUUAUAUUCGCAAGUUACUGGCUGAUAUUGUCGCAAAAGUGGAAUUUUUACAUGAAUUAUGAAUAUGAAGCAAGGUUUUGAGUUGGUAUUUUACAGUCGACUGUAUGUGUAGAUACCUAGAAAGCAUUAUAGGAUUUAGGGAGUCCAUAUCAAAGGAUUAAAUUGCUUAUUGAGCCAUUAUUGCUUACUAUAUAAAUAUGCUUGAUUAUAGAGGCAACUUGAUUAGAAAGCUCUAAAUGUCAACUUUAAAAAGAAGCAGGAGCCCUGUAUAACCAACAGUAAAUCAUUUUGCUCAAUGUACCAUACCAAUUUGGAGUUUCCAAGUGUUCACCUUAAAUGAUUAACUAUUACUGUUAUGAUUUUACUUUGAAAGUCGUUUUAAUAUAAUAACUAUAAGCA
Molecule: messenger RNA, 3481 nt
Organism: Tachyglossus aculeatus (Australian echidna)
Lineage: Eukaryota; Metazoa; Chordata; Mammalia; Monotremata; Tachyglossidae
Gene: STS
Product: steroid sulfatase
Exons: 11
Coding region: 139-1890 (583 amino acids)
Molecular function (GO): arylsulfatase activity
Source: RefSeq, a predicted model, not a curated record